CACACAGUUUGUUGAACAGCUGUUCGCUUGUUGACGUUAUCUGUGAAUGGUGAAUGGACGCCAUUGUGUUACGUGCUGACGAAUCGACGCUAAAUAAAUAACGAUUCGAUAACUAUCAGAGACGCUUCAGAAAUCUGCAAUUACAAAAGAAGAAAUACAACAAAUAAGGAAGUAAAACAGUCACAGUUAACAAAAUGUCGGAAAUGCAAAUGGAUUGUGCACUGGAUUUGAUGCGACGACUGCCGCCUCAGCAGAUUGAGAAGAAUCUGAUUGACUUGAUUGAUCUGGCGCCCGAUUUGUGCGAGGAUCUGUUAUCAUCUGUGGACCAACCACUGAAGAUAGCCAAAGAUAAGGAGCAUGGCAAAGAUUAUUUGCUAUGCGAUUAUAAUCGGGAUGGUGAUUCGUAUCGUUCGCCCUGGUCGAACACUUAUUAUCCAGCGCUGGAGGAUGGCCAAAUGCCAUCAGAACGCUUACGAAAGCUAGAAAUCGAGGCGAACUAUGCGUUCGAUCAGUAUCGUGAGAUGUAUUAUGAAGGAGGCGUCUCCUCUGUUUAUUUGUGGGAUCUAGACCAUGGCUUUGCUGCAGUCAUAUUGAUCAAAAAAGCCGGCGAUGGCAGUAAAAUGAUACGUGGCUGCUGGGAUUCCAUCCAUGUUGUGGAGGUUCAAGAGAAAACCACCGGGCGCACAGCACACUACAAACUCACCUCGACUGCGAUGCUGUGGCUGCAAACCAACAAACAAGGCUCGGGAACUAUGAAUCUGGGCGGUUCACUAACUCGGCAAACAGAACAGGAUGCCAAUGUGAGUGAAUCAUCUCCACAUAUCGCGAAUAUUGGCAAAAUGGUCGAAGAGAUGGAGAAUAAAAUUCGCAACACGCUUAAUGCAAUUUACUUUGGCAAGACCAAAGAUAUUGUUAAUGGUUUGCGCAGCACGCAAUCGCUGGCCGAUCAAAGGGAUCAGGCGGCCAUGAAACAGGAUCUGGCUGCAGCAAUAUUGAGGCGUAAUGUUAAACCCGAAUCGAACUGAAGCUGAGUUGAGUGUGAAGCCUUAUAUAUAGACAGUAAUCGACUUCAAAUUACAGCAUUGAGCAAUUAGUAAAGAAAAGAAAACACGAAAACAAUGCGCAUUUCUAGACAUUAAAUUUGUUAACGAAACAUUAUAAUAGAAAACUUGUUAAAUGAAGGAAACCACAAAAAAGAGAACAAACAAAUGUAUUAAUGUAAAUUGAUUGCCCAGUUUUCUGAAACUCCUCACGCUCCGCCUUGUUGCAUUUUUAAUAUCAAAUUUCAAGUCCAGCUCUUUAGACAGUAUCUAUUA
Messenger RNA from Drosophila hydei, 1316 nucleotides. It is a transcript of the gene cpb, whose product is annotated as F-actin-capping protein subunit beta. Gene Ontology annotation, biological process: cell morphogenesis; regulation of lamellipodium assembly; actin cytoskeleton organization. Lineage: Eukaryota; Metazoa; Arthropoda; Insecta; Diptera; Drosophilidae. The coding region runs from base 195 to 1025 and encodes 276 amino acids. Gene Ontology annotation, molecular function: actin filament binding. Gene Ontology annotation, cellular component: cytoplasm; F-actin capping protein complex. The record is from RefSeq and is a predicted model, not a curated record. The transcript is spliced from 3 exons.